This is a messenger RNA of Recurvomyces mirabilis, 1020 nucleotides long. RefSeq lists its product as uncharacterized. Bases 1 to 1020 code for a protein of 339 amino acids. Lineage: Eukaryota; Fungi; Ascomycota; Dothideomycetes; Mycosphaerellales; Teratosphaeriaceae. The transcript has 4 exons. The record is from RefSeq and is a predicted model, not a curated record.
AUGACGGACGAGGGAAGAUUUGCGUCACAGUUUCAGACGAGCAUAUGCGUUCUCGACCUCAAGGAGAAAAUUCACCUCAGACGAUAUAUAGACUGGGAAUGGAAACACAUGGAAGCAUACAUGCGAGAUCACCCGAACGGUACUCUGGGUCCCACAAUCAUCAAACACCUCGCCCUCGCCGGCUCCCAUGUGACACUUCUCACGCGAAACCCAGACAAAGCUGCGAAACAGUACCCUUCACCAAUCGAGACGGUACUUGCGGAUUACGACUCCACUGAGGCUCUUACUUCUAUCUUCCGGGAACACGGCUUUGAAUCCCUAGUCAUUCUGCUGAAUAGGCGUGAGCUUCAGCCUCAGCUUCGGCUCAUCGAUGCGGCGUGCUCGGCCGGCAUCGGACAUGUCGUGCCUUCCUCUUUUGGCGGCGACUUCUCGCAUCCAGAAGUCAAGCGGUUGCCACAGCUCAAAGAAAAGCUCGAGAUGGAGGAUUAUCUGGUGCAGAAAGCGGACGUUGGUGAGAUAUGCUUCACUGUCAUUAACACAGGCUUGUUCUUCGAUUGGGCUCUAGGCGGCUUUCUCCUACCAUCAGACGACACUCGACGUAUGAUGAUCGCUGAUGCUGGCGAUGUGCCAGUCUCCGGCAGUACUCUUGAUCUCAUUGGGCAGGCCACUGCUCAAGCUGUGCUGCAACGCAAUGAAUCUGCCGUGAAGAACAAAUUCCUGUAUGUCCACUCCACAGUCUUCACGCAGAACCAGAUUCUGGAGUAUGCGCGUGCUGCUGCGCCGAAUGGGGAUAUCAAGACGAUUAAAGUCGAUACGGAGAAGAUGGCUAAGGAAGCGUGGGAGAAGUAUGAUGCUGGAGAAAGAGAUCAGAAGGUAUUGCAGCCAUUGAUGUUACGGACGAGUUUUGGUCUGGGAUUGGGAGAGUUCAAGAAGGUUGACAACGAUGUCCUCGGUGUCAGUAUGCUGAGUGAUGAUGAAGUCAAGUCACUGGUUGCGAAGUAUGCGAAGCGCGAUAUGUAG